AUGCUUCUUACAGAUCCGAACAAUUAUUACCGGAGACGAAAUGAAGUGACCACAACAGACAACCUGGACUUCAGACACCACAGUUAUAAGGAGAUGAGACAGCUGAUGAAGGUGGUGAAUGAAAUGUGUCCGAACAUCACGCGCAUCUACAACAUCGGCAAGAGCUACAACGGACAGAAACUCUACGCCAUCGAGAUCUCAGACAACCCUGGAGAACAUGAGCUCGGUGAGCCGGAGUUCCGCUACACGGCUGGUUCUCACGGUAACGAGGUUCUGGGCCGGGAGCUGCUGCUGCUGCUGAUGCAGUUCAUGUGUCAGGAGUAUCUGAGCAGAAACACACGCAUUCGGCGGCUCGUGGAUGAGACACGCAUCCACCUGCUGCCCUCCGUCAACCCCGACGGCUACGAGAAGGCCUGCGAAGCGGGCUCGGAGCUCAGCGGCUGGUCUCUGGGCCGCUGGAGUCAGGACGGUCUGGACAUCCAUCACAACUUCCCUGAUCUCAACUCGGUUCUGUGGGACGCAGAAGCCCAGAAAUGGGUCCCGCGCAAAUUCCACAACCACCACGUGCCCAUCCCGGACUGGUACCGCUCCACAAACGCCACCGUGGCGGUGGAGACGCGCGCUCUGGUGUCGUGGAUGGAGAAGAUCCCGUUCGUGUUGGGAGGGAACCUGCAGGGAGGAGAGCUGGUGGUGACGUUCCCGUUCGACCGCACGCGCUCAGUGACGGCGCUCCGUGAGGCCACGCCCACCGCUGACGAUCACGUGUUCCGCUGGCUGGCCUUCUCCUACGCCUCCACUCACCGGCUCAUGACCCACGCCAGCCGCAGGGUCUGCCACACCGACGACUUCGCCAAGGAGGACGGCACCAUCAACGGAGCCUCGUGGCACACGGCCGCAGGAAGUAUGAAUGACUUCAGUUACCUGCACACUAACUGCUUCGAGCUCUCCAUGUUCGUGGGCUGCGAUAAAUUCCCACACGAGACCGAACUACCGGAGGAGUGGGAGAACAACCGCGAGUCACUGCUCGUCUUCAUGGAGCAGGUGCAUCGUGGGAUCAAAGGUGUCGUCAGAGACGUUCAGGGCAAAGGAAUCGCUAAUGCCAUCAUCGCUGUGGACGGAAUCAAUCACGACAUUCGCACAGCGUCUGACGGUGAUUACUGGCGUCUGCUGAACCCCGGGGAGUACCGCGUGACGGUCCGCGCCGAGGGCUUCAGCGUCAGCAGCAAGGUUUGCUCGGUGGGAUACGACAUCGGUGCCAGCAGGUGCGACAUUGUGCUUGGCCGCUCCAACCUGUCACGCAUCAAAGAGAUCAUGCAGAAGUUCAACAAGCAACCAAUCAGCAUGAGACAGCGACUGAGACAGAGACACCUGCUGGACACAUAGAGAGGUGUGUGUGUGUGUGUGUGUGUGUGUGAGAGAGUGUGUGUGUGUGAGUGUGUCAGUGUGUGUGUGCAAGUAUGUGUGUGUCAGUGUGUGUGUGUGCGCACGCACGACUGAUCCUCCUCAUGAGAGAUUCUUUCCUGGACUGAACACAAGCGUCUGAUGUUCACUAAUAAUCACCUGUAUUGUGUACAGGAGCUGUUUAUCAAGAGAAUAUUUUAUAGUUUCAUAUCAUCUUCUGUUCUUUGAUGUUUUUUGGCUUUAAUAUAUUUCUGCUGAAUCAGAUCAUUUUUCCAUCUUUUCUAAUAGGUUCAUUAGCGAGUGGAUGUGAUGUGAGUCCAGCUCUGCUCUGUGAUGUACGUUAUAAGCUUAUAGACUUUCAUAGAAAUUAAUUUCUCCCAUUAACUUUGAAGUAACUCAUUCUUAAAUGGGUUCUUACACACAUUAGAUAAUUUCUUGAACAGUUUCUGUUCCAUGUAAAGCAGUGGAGCAGAUGCUUGCAACCACAGGGUCACGGGUUCGAUUCCCUGCAACUGAAUGAACAGAUUAAAUGUUUGUUUGGAUAAAAGCCUUAUCUCAGUGUCUGCUGAUAGUUUUUUUUAAUGCUGUAACAUCUCCACAAGAUCAUCAUCUUCCUUCAAAAUAUUAUUUGAAAUGUUUCAUUGAAAAUUCCAUGUCAUUUCUGAGAAUGUAAUGAAUAUUCUCAACAAAUACUAUCAUCAACAUGUAUUGAAUGUUCUCUAUUAAUACAGCAGCAAUAAAGCUUCAGAA
This is a messenger RNA of Sinocyclocheilus anshuiensis, 2151 nucleotides long. Its product is annotated as inactive carboxypeptidase-like protein X2. The transcript is spliced from 8 exons. Gene Ontology annotation, biological process: proteolysis. Bases 1 to 1383 code for a protein of 460 amino acids. Gene Ontology annotation, molecular function: metallocarboxypeptidase activity; zinc ion binding. The record is from RefSeq and is a predicted model, not a curated record. NCBI's taxonomy places the organism in Eukaryota, Metazoa, Chordata, Actinopteri, Cypriniformes, Cyprinidae.